Molecule: messenger RNA, 521 nt
Organism: Drosophila innubila
Lineage: Eukaryota; Metazoa; Arthropoda; Insecta; Diptera; Drosophilidae
Exons: 2
Coding region: 29-478 (149 amino acids)
Source: RefSeq, a predicted model, not a curated record
UUGAUUUAAAACUUUUUAAAAUAAUAAAAUGGCAGCUGUAAAAAAGGUCAACGAAGUGCCGCUCCGACGCAGUCAGCGAUUGCGAAAGAUGCGUGAGACAAAGAAGGCAGUGGCUGCUGCUCCUAGGGGAGUAUUAAAGAGGGGUCCCCCUCUGCGUCUUAUACGCGGACGUGCCAGGACUCAAAGGCUAUUGGAACAAGGAAGUGACAGAAGCACCACCAGGAUGAGACGCGCAGUGGUCAAUCCAAAUAGAGGUCUAUAUACUGCUCCAUAUAUCAGUCCAGUCGUCAGCAACAACACUAAUAACAACGAUGAGGAUGAGGAUGAAGAUGACGAGCAGACAAUGCAUUUAACCGCGUUCCUCAUGUACGUUGCACUGAUCGAGUCUCCCUCCCUGGCCCAGCUGAUGCGUCGCAAUCCUUCGGAGGGUAUAAGGAAGCUUUUCAGAAUAAUUCGUUUUUUGUUCUCUAGAAACUAGUUAUAUUGUUUGAGUAAAAUGAACGGACUGACUGAACUCAUAA